GUUUUGCAGAAUCACAGGACAGUUUGGAAAACCCCUCACUGUGGUGUUCAUAAAGCCACCACUGAGGACGCCGGACCUCCAGAACUAACACAUGCUGUCAGCUGUGUGACUGGAUAAAGCUUUCUUCUGAGGAGUCUAAAAAUCAACAGCUUCAAUAAUGCAGAAACAUUCAGUGCUGGUCCUUGUAGUAGGUUUGGCACGGCUGCUCACCCCGUUGGAGAGCACUGACACUGGGGCAUUUCAAGGCGCUUUCCCUCAUCCAAACAAAUACAACCCGAAUGAAUCGGAGAGGUGUCUGCAGCCGCCCAUCAGUGGGCUCCUCUCCCGCGGAACGGGGCCCCCAACCUCAAACGACGAAGUGCUAGAGUCCAGCCAGGAGGCCCUGCACGUCACGGAGCGUCGGUACCUGCGGCUGGACUGGUGUAAAACGCAGCCGCUGAAGCAGACCAUCAAGGAGGAGGGCUGCCUGAGCCGGACCAUCAUCAACCGCUUCUGCUACGGACAGUGCAACUCCUUUUACAUCCCGAGGCACAUGUACCAGGACGGGAACGCCUUUCAGUCCUGCUCUGCUUGCAAACCCAAAACCUUUAGCACCGUUACUUAUACCCUGUUCUGUCCGGGACAGACGCCCAGUACGAGGAAGAAACGGGUCCAGCGCGUAAAGCAGUGCCGCUGCACAACUAUUGAUACGGAUUAGACCCGAACUAAGACCUACUGGCUAAUAAUGUUCGCUUCCGUGGAAAAUAAAAAGGGAAAACUGUGUUUUACUUAGAGGAAAUAUGAGAAUAAACUGGAAAUGUGAGGGACGUGCCUGAAAGACAUCAGAAAUAAGUAGUUGAUUGAUGUGCCGCGUUCUGUCAGUGACAGUUCGAUCCACAAGUAAAAAUGUAUGGCACUGACCAGUCACCAUGUCAGUUAUCAGUUAUAUCUGCUUCCACGUAGUCUUCGUGUGCUUUAACAGAUUGGCAUUAUUUGUUGGCACAUGGUUUCAGAUGCAGAUUCCAAAGAUCAAACCGGUUUACUCUGAGUACCAAUGAGACUGGGUUUAAGCUAAAAGCAGGACACUUCAUAAUAACAUAUUUGUUGCAGACAUGCAGGAGAAUGGAUGUGAAAGACUUGCAAGAGGACACGUCUUCAAAGGUUGUUUCCACUGUGUGGAAUGUGAAGCUGAAGGCUUUGGAAAUAUUAGAUUUAUUACAACCUGCACUGCUAAAUGCUACUUGAUUAUCUGACUGUGUAUAAUUUGUGUAUCAUGUAUUGUAAUGUUGCUUGUAAAUAAAACAUCAUUCAAGCUA
Amphiprion ocellaris (clown anemonefish) is the source of this 1295-nucleotide messenger RNA. It is a transcript of the gene grem1a, whose product is annotated as gremlin 1a, DAN family BMP antagonist. NCBI's taxonomy places the organism in Eukaryota, Metazoa, Chordata, Actinopteri, Pomacentridae. Gene Ontology annotation, molecular function: receptor ligand activity; BMP binding. The coding region runs from base 158 to 697 and encodes 179 amino acids. The transcript has 2 exons. The record is from RefSeq and is a predicted model, not a curated record. Gene Ontology annotation, biological process: animal organ morphogenesis.